CCUACACUGUACACUCCCAGCCAAAUGUGCGACCUGCUCUGAUGGCUGUCCUGUCACCGUCAUUGCCGUUGCCAAACAGGGGACAGUUGACGUGAGAUCAACCAUACCUCAACGAUUGCAUUAUCAGAGUCCUAAUGUGACCUCCUUCAACCCGAUCUGUGGACCAGUGUCCGGGGGGACCACUCUGGUUAUCAGUGGUCAGCACUUGACCAUUGGGAGUCAGGCUGUGGUGACCGUGGCUGGCAGGGAGUGUACACUGCUGUCUAGACAAGGGGAGGACCUGAAGUGCAUCAUCGGCCCAUCUGCAAACAAAACGAUCUCGUGUGGGAAGGUCAAUGUCACAAUUGACUGGCACCAGGUACCCCAAAGUAAUAAGACGUUCUGUUUUACCCCGGACCCCGUGGUGGAGUCCCUCACUCCCAACGGUACCAUAGAGAGUGGUGGCAUUGAGAUUGUGGUGAGAGGGCAAGGGUUCCAGCACGUGGGGUAUGCUGAACUGGCACUGGUUCUCAGCGUGUACAACAAAGACAGCAACAAAACCCUCCAGUUUCCGUUCCGCAGUCGUUGUGACCUGACAGGCUCAGAGAACGAGUUCCGCUGCACGACCCCGAACCUUCGCAAUGUGACCCAGGUCCACUACGGCCGGAUGUUCCGGGACACGGCAGCCGGGGUGCGCCUGGUGAUGGACGGAUUUGACGGGCUAGCGAAGUCGCCGCGACUUUCUUCCAUGACUGUUUACAGAGACCCUGACUUGUUAACCACAUCGACGGAGCUCCACAUUUCAGGCAGGAAACCAUUUCUGACCAUACGUGGUGAACAUAUUCCACAAAGCCUGGGUCUCAAUCAGUUUUCUGUGACGGUCGGCAACACGACCUGCGAGGUCACCUCGGUGACACACGACAAGAUCGUCUGCGAUGCCUAUGACGUCCUCGUGAAAUACCGGGCGGACCAGGAAAACAAACACGGAGGCGGGUACGAAAUAGACGGGCAAAGUGGGAAGAAUUGGACGAGCAGCGAGAACACAACGCUUUCUGGAAAUACCACCGCAACCGCAACCACCACCAACACCACAACUGUAACGGCAGCAGCAACAACAACACUGUCCCCUAAUGCGUCGUCGGAAGCUGUCGUAGUUUCUUCUGGCCCGUGGCCCACCACAACCACUUCACGAGUUUCCUUCGACAACAACAGCUCCACACCGGAAGUGGGGCGGACUCUGGGUGACUUUUUAACGUUGAGGGGUCGAGCGGUGGGUUCAGGUUCGAGCACACCUCAGCCCCACUGGUAUGCCAUCAGAGCUCGUCGGGCUGAAAGGAGAAGAAGAAGAAGAAGAAACCGCGAACCACAACUCUAUACACUGGUGGUUAAAAUCGGCAACUACGAGAAAGAGGGGAAAGUGCAGGUGGGCCCUAGAUGGAACCAGACGGAAGUCCCGCUGGAUUCGUCGCCUUUCCUGACCCAGCCGACCAUCAUCGCCCUGGGUGCAGGGGGCGGCAUACUCCUGCUCAUGAUUGUGCUGGUGGCCGUUUGCUGUCGAGUCCACGCUAAGGCCAAGAAAGAGAGGAAACUGGCGGAGACGUUUUCCAACCUGGGCAGCUCCAAAGGGAGUGCGGAGGGUGCCGUCCCCAGCCUGAAACAGAUUCUGGAGUCGGUGGUGGAACCGGGGAGACGGGCUGACCUUGACCGGCUGAUCAUCGACCUUGACCGGCUGACCGUUGGGAACAGCAUCGGUUCUGGUAUCGGCUCAUGUUGAACUGUUGGGCCAAGAAUCCGACGUCCCGGCCCACCUUCAAGAACAUCCGCAUGGAGCUGCUCACCAUGAUAGGGGAGGAUCCGUUCAGCACCGCCCCCGCCACACCCGAACCCUCCGCCCCCUCCACCCCUGACCCCUCCCGCUGCGGCCUUGACCUCCAACCUCCCAAGUCGCCAGCGCGGGGUGGGGCGGCGGGAUCGUUCGACAAGGCUGCUCAGAAGCCGGACAGCAGCAGUGGUGGGAAAACUACGUCGCCGACGACCGGGGGCAAGAAGCCAGUACCUCUCCCGCGGGGAAUUCCUCCCAAAUCCAAGAGUUCCCAGGAUUCUGGUGCAGCAGCAACGGCGGCGAAAUUGAGACACCCGACGAGCGAGGACAACAACAACGGUGUUGGUGGUGGUGGUGUGAUGACCGCUGGGGUGGUGGGCGGUGGGAGCGAGCGGUCGGCAGCGAGGGCCAAGACUCACUCGGACAUCAUGUCGGUGCCCAAACCCAGCGUGGUGGAGAACGUGGCCAUCACCAUCCCGGCCUGCUACAAUCACCGAGAGGUCAGCAAGAGCGCGGCGGCCGACUACCUGACCCUCGUUGACAACUAUGAGGCCCCGCCAAAGUUCAGCAACCCUUUGCUGAGGUCCAAGAACAGGCAUGGCCGAAAAUCGAACCGCAGCAGGAAGGAGAAGUCGUCGGGCUCAGGGAAGGGACGAGGAGCGGCAGCGACAAGGAAUUCUGGAUAUUUGGAGGUUCACGGCAUGCAGCCGUCCAGUGUGGUGGGGGCGUUGGCGUCUCAGAGUUUUGAAAUGACCGUGCUUAGCACAGACCCCUCUGGCCACACGCGGUCGCUCCUGGUAGACCAGAGAAAUAAAGACAACACAUACUACGACCUUGAGACGUUCGACAUGGAUGACACGGACGGGGAGUACCAGUCGGACCGGUCGUCCAACGUGACCUCCAGCCACCACGACAGCUCGGUCGCCAGCAUGCUAGACAGCCGGUACUCCGCGGGGAGCUUCGUUGACAGCAGAUAUUCGUCGUCGGCUGUGGGUAGCCACCACGCCAGUGACUCAUCGCUGGGCUCCACGCCACACGCCGGCGGCGAGCGUUUGAGGGUGAGCAGUCUACACGUGCCGCAGCGCAGAACCUCGCCGCGACAGGACGUACCGGGUCGCGGCUCAACCAACGUCCUGGACAUCAGCGAGGAAUCCUCACAGCACAACUCGUAUGAAGCGACCUCUUUGUAACCUUGACCCCCCCCCCACCAGAGACCCAAGUCGCACACUGGAGAACACAAUAUCUAUAACUGCAGCACACGUAACGUGUUUCUUCUGUGUGUGCUUUGUGGGAAUUCUGUGCGUGUGGGGCUAAAGCUGUGACAGCUGAGGGUUAACACACCACCCCGACAGAUCUUACCACUACCUUCAUCUCGUCACUCUAAGGGUUAAAACACCACCCAGACGGAUCUUACAACUAUUUUCAUCUCGCCACACUUUGAGGGUUAAAACACCACCCCACAGAUCUUAUUGCUACUUUCAUCUUGUCACACAUCAUCAUCAUUGCUUUUCUCACCCUGGAUCAGGAUAUAGGCCACAAACUAACACUUUCCACCUUUUCCUAUCCCGGGCCAGUCGCUUGAUGUCACUUCAUGUCUUCCCACUUUUCUGUACAUCCAUUUCCGUGAGUCUUCUCCAGGUUCCACGUGGUCUUCCCCUUGAUGUUUAUCUUGUCACACACUAAGGGUUAAAACACCACCCCGACAUGUUACCGCUGCUUUCAUCUCAUCACACUUUAAGGGUUAAAACACCACCCCGACAGUUCUUACCGCUGCUUUCAUCUCGUCACACUUUAAGGGUUAAAACACCACCCCGACAGAUCUUAUUGCUAGUUUCAUCUCGCCACUCACCAAGGGUUAAAACACCACCCUGAGAGAUCCUACUGCUACUUUCAUCUUGUCACACAUCAUAAUCUUCAUCAUUGCUUUUCUCACCCUAGAUCAGGAUAUAGGCCGCAAACUAACACUUUCCGCCUUUCCCUAUCCUGGACUAGUCGCUUGAU
Molecule: messenger RNA, 3802 nt
Organism: Aplysia californica (California sea hare)
Lineage: Eukaryota; Metazoa; Mollusca; Gastropoda; Aplysiida; Aplysiidae
Product: hepatocyte growth factor receptor
Biological process (GO): positive regulation of kinase activity; protein phosphorylation; cell surface receptor protein tyrosine kinase signaling pathway
Cellular component (GO): signaling receptor complex
Molecular function (GO): ATP binding; transmembrane receptor protein tyrosine kinase activity
Source: RefSeq, a predicted model, not a curated record